This is a messenger RNA of Suillus clintonianus, 1311 nucleotides long. RefSeq names its product DNA glycosylase. The coding region runs from base 1 to 1311 and encodes 436 amino acids. Gene Ontology annotation, cellular component: nucleus; protein-DNA complex. Gene Ontology annotation, molecular function: alkylated DNA binding; DNA-3-methyladenine glycosylase activity; DNA-7-methylguanine glycosylase activity. Gene Ontology annotation, biological process: base-excision repair; base-excision repair, AP site formation; DNA alkylation repair. The record is from RefSeq and is a predicted model, not a curated record. The transcript has 8 exons. Lineage: Eukaryota; Fungi; Basidiomycota; Agaricomycetes; Boletales; Suillaceae.
AUGCCUGUAACGCGAUCAGCUACUCGGUCAGUUUCAUCAACCCCAGUAGGAGGAAGCAACGUGACAACUACAGCGGCAUUAUCGUCUGCAGUCAAGUCCAGCAAGCGAAAAGCCGUUGAAGAAUCCACGACGACAGCCAAGAAGACGCCUCGCGCUAAGAAGGCAAAGUCUUCCGACAAGAGCGCUGCGACACCGCUCACAUCGGAUACCUUCAUACCGCCUCCUCCACCUCCCUUGCAGAAUGAGCCCGGGAAGGAAACCUUGGUUCCUGCAGUAUUGACAUUCUCGUUUGAGGAGGCUAAAGCGCAUCUAAUUCGCGCUGACCACCGCUUUGAAGAUAUAUUCAUAAAGCUCAAAUGUAAGCCUUUUGAGUCCCUUGAGCAGGUCCAUCCAUUCCGGGCGCUUGUAGAGUCGAUUCUUGGCCAACAAAUUUCAUGGCUGGCAGCCCGAUCGAUUAUUCAUAGGUUUACUCGGAUGUAUGACCCCUCAUUACCUGAAAAGCCAGCGGAUUAUUCUGCAUCAAAAUCCCCAACAUCUUUCUUCCCUACCCCUUAUCAAGUCGCCAAUACGGAUAUCGUAACACUCAAGUCUGCUGGUCUCAGUACACGCAAAGCCGAGUAUGUAAAAGACCUUGCUGCACGAUUUGCAGAUGGAAGGCUUUCAACAGAAAAUUUGCUUGCUGCAGAUGAUGAAAACCUUGCCGAAAUGCUUAUAGAAGUGCGAGGGAUUGGGCGGUGGACUGUUGAUAUGUUCGCAAUCUUCUCCCUCCGUCGUCCAAACAUCCUCCCAGUAGGUGACCUCGGUGUCCAGCGAGGAAUGUUGCGCUGGUUCCUCUCGCGCCACUCGUCUAAGCACGCGUUUACGCUUUCACCGCAUAAACUGAGCGGUGGCGAACCCAAAGAUGAUAAAACAAAAGGGGCAAGUACUAGCGCAAUGGGACCACCACCUACAACGCCUGCACCAAGGACAACCUCUGGUUCUCGACUGACAGGAGAUGUAGAACCGGAUAAUGAUGUGUUGCCGACAUCAUCUGAAUCACAAUCGCAAACUCCGGCUUCAAACAAAUUGAUUCCUGCGCUUCCUGAACCGUUCACUCCCUCAAUUGACAAGACUCUUGAGGCAGACGCGAUGAACACAGAACCUCUCCCCGAAGGUCUGAGCGUUGCAAAUUUGAAAUCGAGGCUUGAAGGAAAGAAAAUCAAGGGGGCGUUCCUUACCCCGAAAGAAAUGGAAGAUUUAACCGCGUCUUGGGCUCCGUAUCGAAGUAUAGGUGUUUACUAUAUGUGGGCUUUAUCAGAGGAGAAGAACUAG